AUGCAAAAAAUGGAAAAUCCAAAGGCUUCACCAGCAAAUCAGCCUGAGCCAAGGGACACUUACAAAGUUGCUUAUAUAAUCCAUUUCUUGCUUGGUGCAGGCAAUUUACUUCCAUGGAAUGCUUUUAUCACAGCUGUUGAUUACUUCGGUUAUCUCUACCCAGCCAAGCAUGUUGAAAAGGUUUUCUCUGUAGGUUAUAUGAGCUCUUCUGUGCUAGUUUUAGUUGUUAUGAUGAGUUCUGGUUGCAGCAGCAGAAAGUUGACUCAUAGAUUUAGAAUGAACAUGGGAUUUUCCAUGUUUAUUCUCUCUCUAAUGGUUGCUCCAACUAUAGACUGGGCGUGGCAUAGCAGUUGGUCGAAAGAAAGACAGAAUGCAGCCUAUUUUAUGACAGUUGCAGCAGUUGUAAUAUGUGGUUUAGCAGAUGGCUUGAUAGCAGGAAGCUUGAUAGGAUCAGCUGGAAAGCUUCCAAAACAGUACAUGCAGGCUAUUUUUGCUGGAACUGCUUCUUCAGGUUUGCUGGUUUCCAUCCUGAGACUAAUAACCAAGUCUUCACUUUCACAAACCCCACAGGGCCUCCGAGCAAGUGCUCACUUCUACUUUAUAGUCAGCACCACCAUCCUGCUUUGCUGCAUUCUUUGCUGCAAUUUGCUAUACAAAUUACCAGUUAUGCAACAGCAUUACAGACUUCUUCGAGAUGACCCAUUUUGCUCCAGGCCACAAUUUUGGACAGUGGCAAGAAAGGUCUGCUGGCCAGCUCUUGGAAUUCUCAUGAUAUACAUAGUGACCCUAUCUAUUUUCCCCGGAUUUAUAGCCGAGAAUCUGGAAUCCAAACUUCUUCAGGACUGGUAUCCUGUUUUGCUGAUCACAGUGUAUAAUGUCGCAGAUUUCAUGGGAAAGUCUCUGACUGCAAUAUAUGUUCUACAGAGCAUUAAGAAAGCAACAUGGGCUUGCAUAUCUAGGCUUUUAUUCUAUCCACUUUUCACUGCUUGCCUCCAUGGACCAAAGUGGCUCAAGGGUGAAGUACCAGUAGUGAUUCUUACGUUUAUGCUCGGUCUGACAAAUGGAUACCUAACAAGCGUGUUGAUGAUCCUAGGCCCCAAGAUCGUACCAGUUUCAGAAGCAGAAUUAUCUGCAAUUGUAUUGGUCGUGUUCCUGGGAAUUGGAUUGGUCAGUGGUUCAGUUCUUGGUUGGUUUUGGAUCAUUUGAUCCUUCCUGAGCUCCCUAGUCUCCCAAGUCAUGUAGCCAGUUUUCCUUGGAAAAAGAAAAGGUUACUUCUGCACUUCUGCACGUCGGCUGUGUGCUGUUUUGGGCAAACCAGGAGUCAACUCUUCAUGUACUCCGAAUAAUGAUAUAAUCUGAAAGUUCUCUUCAUCGUCUGAAAACGCCAAAAAAAAAAACUCAAUGAUUGUUAUUAGCAUCAAGAUUGCUUAGCAAAAUCUAUUAACAGCUUGGUGUUUAUUUUCUUUAGAUAUACCAUAUAUGAGUGAUUUAAUCUCUUUCUCACCUUGUUGGCCCCACUUUUUUUGUGUACAGGAAAGAAACAACUCUAGAGUUGGAUUGAGCCCAACCAUGAUUAAUGAAGCAAAAACGGAUAAUGUAAUAAGAAUUGAAUAUUCUCUCCUCAAACUUGAUUGCCGGCCAAAAGCAACAAAUAAUAAGAAAACUUCAAAAAAAAAAAAAACGUUAGGGGAAAAAAUAGUAGCUUUUAUCUUGUAAUCUUGAUCAACUAGGAAUCAAUUUCGGUGGUACAGGAACUAAGCAAUCUUGAUAAGAUCAACAACUAGGAAUCAAUUCCUUCAGAAGCCUCCAUGCUUAUUGUAAUGAACAGCACAAAAAAUGCGUAUUAAUUGAUUUAAAAAAAAAAAAAAACAAAUAUCUUCUUUAACAACAUCAUCUCUAACCCGAAAUUUUUCACUAAACAAAUCAUUAGAUGGGUUAAAAAGAGAGAGAGACGAAGAUUCCAAUGAAAAAUUCAUUUCCAUAUCUUAUUUUCCCUUUUACCAGAUAGGGCUCCAACGUAGAGAAAAGUAAAACAGAGGUCUCACUAACUACAAAUCUCACUCUUUUCUACAAGGCCAAAAAAAAAAAA
Messenger RNA from Durio zibethinus, 2089 nucleotides. RefSeq names its product equilibrative nucleotide transporter 8-like. The record is from RefSeq and is a predicted model, not a curated record. Gene Ontology annotation, cellular component: plasma membrane. Gene Ontology annotation, biological process: nucleoside transmembrane transport. Lineage: Eukaryota; Viridiplantae; Streptophyta; Magnoliopsida; Malvales; Malvaceae. Gene Ontology annotation, molecular function: nucleoside transmembrane transporter activity.